UGGUAAAUAAUCCAGUAUAGGUUGAUGUAUAAAUACAUCGUUACGCACGCUAUCUGCAUCUAUUGUUCAUCAACUGAAGUUCCCCUCGGAAGAAUGGAAAAAAAAUUGUUUUGUGAUUCAUAAUAUUUUGAAUUCAUUCUUACUGACCCGAUUCAAAGUGCUCCUGCAAAUAAAAUAUGAGUGUUAUUUUCAGGACUCUGAGCCGAUAACCGUACAUGAUUCUCGACAAUGGAUUCUUUUCUAAGCCGGUUCGUGCUCGCUUUGAUUCUUCUCUUUUCAACAAUAAAUGGACAAAGAAACAUAGUUCAGGUGGAGGAUGCAGAAUGCUGCUCCGAUAUCCCAGUGUCCAGCAACAUGGGUGCUCUGGGGUCGAGAUGCCCAACGUCACUACUUGAGACACAGUGUGGACAACAAGGCUGCUGUGUUGCAAUGAACCAAACGUCAGAGAGGACGGUCGCAGAGACGUAUCGUCCAUAUCCUUGCAUCGGUUCUGAUGACGUCAUAGAACCGUGGAAUGUUUGUGAUGGUAGAAUUGAUUGUCCUCGAGCAGACGAUGAAAUGUACUGUGGGAUGCACAUCUGUGCAUUGACAAUAUUCGAUGGCAUAUCGAACGAAAUUGAGGCACCUUGCCCUUUUUCCGAGGAUUGUUACACUCCGGAAGGCUCGUGUCUCAGCAGCGAACUGUGCCCCAAUCGAGGGCACAAUGCAACUGUCAUUACUAAUCUAUGUGUUGAUCCAUGUCCAGCGACUUGCCUUUGUGACGCCCUCACCAUGAUUUGCUUUGAGUAUAUAGGAGAUGGCAGUGAAGUGGAACCAAUAAUACAUCCGCGCUUGUUGCAAUUUGGCCUCAUAGAUGUAAGAGAAGACGUUGUCAUGAGCAAUACGUCGAGUACUACGAAUUUUGGAUCUAUUCUUCUUUUCAAUCCAUCCGACAUUCCCUACGUUAAUACGCUGGCUAUUAUUUCACCUGAUCCGUUGACGGAACUGUUUCAUCUUGAGAUCGAGGAGGAUGCCUUUGCACACAAUUCCUUUCUACAUACACUGGUUCUGAAAGGAACUACAUUGGAUUCCCUGACUCGAGGAAUGUUUAGGGGACUUUCAUCUUUGGAGUACCUGAACCUAGAUGAUAAUCUAAUUCAUAACCUAACGGUCGAUUCCUUUGCCCAUUUAACAAAGUUGCAAUCGCUGACGCUUGCUAACAAUCAACUCACCGUUAUCGAAUCAGGCUCGUUCGAUGGUUUACGCAAUCUGAGGUCAUUAAAUCUGGAUUUCAAUUUAAUUACUGUGAUCGCGGAGGGAGCAUUUUACGAUUUAAUUCAACUCAGAGUUUUGUUCCUGACAACACCAGAAAUACAGGAAUUUCCGGUAGAGAUCUUCGAAGGAUUGGAAGGACUUCAAUCUAUGUAUGUUACUGACUUCCGUCUCUGCUGCCGGGUAUCCAACCUGAAGGAGUGCGUUGACUACGAGCCAGUGCGGUUUUCCUCCUGCUCUGGUCUGCUCGAAUACCAGGCUCUCGGCAUUUGCAUGUGGCUCCUUGGAGCUUCGGCCUUUUUCGGGAACGCAUUCGUCCUGGUGAUGCGACUCCGUGCUCAAAGGGACCUCAAGAGAGCAAGAAAGACGGUCAAAAUCCAAUCGCUUCUCAUUAUUAACCUCGCCACGGCUGAUCUGCUGACAGGACUUUAUAUGCUCGUUUUGGCAGCGGCAGAUACAGCAUUUGGGUCAGAGUACUUCGUGUACGCCGCCGAGUGGCGGGAAGGGCUGCCCUGCAAGAUAAUUGGAAUCCUCGCUUUGUUGUCCGGCGAGGCUUCUGUUCUCAUCCUGGCUCUUAUCAGCAUCGAUCGUCUUCUUGUAGUGGUCUUUCCCUUCGGACCAGUCCACCUUUCUGUUAGGUCAGUGAAGAUCUGGGCUGCCGUGAUCUGGAUCUUUUCCACCAUAGCCGGCAUUCUGCCUCCGAUCAUUACCUCUGUUUUGAGCGAGGACGCGGUAGGCUAUUUCUAUAUCUACUCAGACGUCUGCCUCGGCCUUCCACUUAUUCGCAGCACCGAUGUUGAUUUAGUUGUCGAAGAGUACGACUACGAAACUGGAAACGUCGACUAUACUUUGAAUUAUAUAGCAGACGGAAAAUAUGCUUAUUAUGCCAUCCUGGUAUUCAUAGGUUUAAAUCUGCUGUGUUUUCUCAUCAUCCUCUUCUCGUACGUCGCCAUCUUUGUUUACGCGCGUCGUACGGCACGCAGGGCAAAGCGCACACCUGAAAGGGAACAGGAAUUGCGACUUGCCGCGCGCAUGGCCUUGAUCGUAGGCACGGACUUCUGUUGCUGGAUGCCGAUCAUCAUCCUCGGUAUCCUCACGCAAACUGGCGCAGUCUCCGUUUCUACGCAAAUGUACGCAUGGUGCGUCGUUUUCAUCAUACCCAUAAACUCGGCAGUAAACCCUUUUCUAUAUACCUUCGGCGAGGCAUGCACACGGGGAAGACGAGGUAUUCGCGGUCAUUCGUCAACUCCGGUUGCAUCAAACUCCGGAUCAAACUCAGAGCAGAAUUCCAAAGGAACAAAGACAUCUCUCAUUUGAAGUAUGAGGAACUCUUUCUUCAAUACAAUCUUCUUCAAAUCUAUUCAUACCUUAAUAUCCGUUGUUGACUUAGGUGCAACAGCUACACUCAUAAUAGAUCGUGACAAGACUUGAGCUGGGUGAUCACAGUGUGUUCAUAUAAUGGACUAUUUGAGAUUGUUCACACUGAUAAAAUGCUCAAACUCAACAGUUUGAAGAUAUUUUCACACUGUGAACACCUCAACAGUGUCACUAUUCAUAGCAUGUUCACAUGGCUACCUGUGUGAGCAUGAUUGUGAUUUACACUUCCAAUGCUCAAAUUUAACAAUGUGAAUGUGAUUUCACGUAUAUGAUCAACACUGUAACCACAUUUAAGUCCGGUGUUGACCUUGGUGUUGGUGUUGACAUUCGGACCAUAGCUCCAAAACUUAUUUAGAGUUUGUAAAACGGAUCCAGAUCACAUU
This is a messenger RNA of Lytechinus variegatus (green sea urchin), 3011 nucleotides long. Its product is annotated as G-protein coupled receptor GRL101-like. Gene Ontology annotation, cellular component: membrane. Gene Ontology annotation, molecular function: G protein-coupled receptor activity; protein binding. The transcript has 14 exons. Gene Ontology annotation, biological process: G protein-coupled receptor signaling pathway. NCBI's taxonomy places the organism in Eukaryota, Metazoa, Echinodermata, Echinoidea, Temnopleuroida, Toxopneustidae. The record is from RefSeq and is a predicted model, not a curated record. Bases 229 to 2568 code for a protein of 779 amino acids.